Messenger RNA from Benincasa hispida (wax gourd), 1581 nucleotides. NCBI's taxonomy places the organism in Eukaryota, Viridiplantae, Streptophyta, Magnoliopsida, Cucurbitales, Cucurbitaceae. The record is from RefSeq and is a predicted model, not a curated record.
AUUUGGGGGUUUUCUUUAAUGCAUUUGUUUAUGGUGUAUUUGAAUCGUUUUUUACUUUUCUUUUUUGUCGAUCGGGGGUUUUUUUGCUGAUUUGAUUGGCUUAAUAUCCCGUUUUCUUUUGACUGUGGGGCUGGGGGUUCUCAUUAUUGGUGAAAUGUCUUAUGGCAUUCUAUAGUUUUGUUUGGAUGUGAAGAAAAAAGUAGGAAAUUAUUUGGGGAUUGUAACUUUUCCACUCUUGUAUUUCUUUUUUCCGUUCCGAUCUGGUUCAUUUCUGAGUCUUGAUUGACCGAGGAUUUUCCAAUUUUUGCAAGUUAUUAAUAAUUAAGUUCAAACCCCUUUUCCAAAAAUUAAUUAAUUAGCUACUUAAUGGGUUUGGUUUUGAGGUUACUUUCUUGAUUCAGGGAUCGGUGUUUUAUCCCUGCUUGUUUAAAUGCAAGAUGUGAUAACGAUGGGCUUUGUGCAUUUCCUAUUUCUGGCUUCUGGGGUCCUUUUAUUUUUCUUUUCUAAUUGUUACGUUCUCUUUUUGGUCCUUAUUACAUUCAAUUUUUCUUUACCUCUUUUGAUAAAGGGUUUUCGACUGGUUGAGCUUUUAUGAAGGAGCAUCAUGUACGAACUGGCCAGGGUUCUGUGUCUGUAAUAGUCUGUGGAGACCAAGACAAGCCGCCACUCAUUACUUAUCCUGAUUUGGCUUUAAAUCAUAUGUCAUGUUUUCAAGGAUUAUUCUUUUUCCCGGAAGCAGCUUCGUUGCUACUUCACAACUUUUGUAUCUACCAUAUCAGCCCUCCUGGACAUGAGUUCUUGCAGUUGGGAGCUGCUGAGAUUUGUGAGGAUGAUCCUUCACCAUCUGCUGAUGAUUUAGCAGAUCAAAUCCUUGAGGUUCUCAACUAUUUUGGACUUGGUGCAGUGAUGUGCAUGGGGGUAACAGCUGGCGCUUACAUUCUUAGUCUUUUUGCUUUGAAAUAUAGAGAGCGAGUUCUUGGUUUAAUUCUUAUAUCCCCCUUGUGCAAGUCUCCCUCUUGGUCCGAGUGGUUCUAUAAUAAGGUAAUGUCAAACUUGUUAUACUUCUAUGGCAUGUGCGGUUUGUUGAAAGAGUGCUUGCUUCAGCGGUACUUCAGCAAGGAGGUCCGUGGUAGUGUCGAAGUUGCCGAGUCUGAUAUAGUUCAAGCAUGUAGAAAAUUGCUGGAUGAGAGACAGAGCAACAAUGUUUUGAGGUUCCUCCAAGCAAUUAAUAGAAGACCAGACAUUACCGAAGGGUUGAAGAGGCUCCGGUGUCGUACUCUCAUUUUCGUCGGGGACAGCUCGCCUUUCCAUUCUGAAGCACUCCAUAUGAUAUCAAAAUUGGAUAGAAGAUAUAGUGCCUUGGUUGAGGUCCAAGCUUGUGGAUCGAUGGUAACCGAAGAGCAGCCACACGCAAUGUUGAUACCUAUGGAGUACUUCUUCAUGGGGUACGGGUUGUAUAGGCCGUGCCAGUUCAGCGACAGUCCACGGAGUCCGCUCAGUCCAUCUUGCAUCUCCCCAGAGCUUCUUUCUCCAGAAAGUAUGGGAUUAAAGCUAAAACCUAUUAAAACGCGCAUUUCUUAA